This is a messenger RNA of Maudiozyma saulgeensis, 1377 nucleotides long. Lineage: Eukaryota; Fungi; Ascomycota; Saccharomycetes; Saccharomycetales; Saccharomycetaceae. The record is from the annotation of a GenBank genome assembly.
AUGAUAGCUAAUAUUCUCAAACUACACAGAGUGCUUCUUGUUUUGACGUGUUUCAUUCUCCCUAUAUUUGCUAUGCAGGACAGUGAUAUGCAUAUGUCAGGUAUGGACGACACAAGUGAUUUGACAAGUCCUGAAAUUACCAACGGUACAGCAAAAUCGUUUCAUUGGAUUGCGACAGUUUUUUUCCUAUUUAUGUUGCCUGGUAUUUCAUCUGCUUUUUCUUUCGCCAAGAAGACACACACUUCAGUUUUGUUGCAAGGCAUAUCAGGUGUAUAUGCACUUUUAGAGGCUACUAUUUUAAGAUUCCCAGAUGGAAAAGGAGUAGAGAAUGUUACUUCCAGAGCAACAGCAUGGAUUGUACUCAUUUUAACUAGUCUUUCAUUGUUUUUUGGUAUGUUGAAUAGUGGCACUAAGCUCGUUAUUUCAAAUAAACGAUUGAAUAAAUUUGCUUCAGCUGCUGGAGAAAAAACAUUGAAUGUAAUACAUUCAUAUUUAUCUCUAUUUACAACUAUUGUUGGAUGGGUCAAAGUUUGCUUGGCACCCAUCUCAAUGUUCGGUUUUUGUAGAGAUGGUCACACAGGUCAAUGUUUAGCUCAUGGAAUUAUGGGAUCUAGUUUUGUCCUUUAUGGGUUUAUUUAUUCAAUGGUAUUACAGGUUCCAUGGUUACGAAAUUCAACUUCUUCUUAUAGUCAAGAUUACAUUGAUAGUUGGAUUAUGUGUUUAUACGGUAUUGUAAAUACUUUCACAGAACAUAGGUGGGGUAGAGAAGAAUGGUUCAUGCAUGACUAUCAACAUACAGCAAUGGGCAUAAUAUGGUGGGCUGGUGGUAUCUUAGGUAUCUAUUUAGGAAGAAAUAACAAAAGAACUUUUAUACCAAGUUUGUUAAUUAUUUUCACUGGUUGGUCCAUGACACAACAUUCGCAGCGGUUAAUUAUCAGUACAAAAGUUCAUUUGUUUUUUGGUAUAGUACUUAUGAUAGGAGGUGCAUUGAGGAUCUUUGAAAUCAGUGUCUUAUUAAGAGACAAAAGAUCUGCUGGAGAUAUAUUAUCAUUCCAAUAUCUUGCACCUUUUUGUCUUGUUUCAGCAGGGAUCUUAUUUAUGGGAGCGACGGAAGAACAAGUAACAUUGGUGUUAAGACUAGGCGCUGAGCAAAGUUCAUACAUUUUAGUAGCAUUAUCUGGUGCAUUCUUAGUUUACUUCUGGAUCUUAGUUUGUCUAGAUCUUUACGUUUAUCUAGCUGAAGAACAUGAUCAGAUUGGGUUUCUGAAUAAAUAUGUUGAUUCCAGACAAAUUCCUGACCCACGAGCAGAAUUUGAACUAGAGGAAGACAUAAAUGAUGAACCGGUUGAAGUAAGGUCGGAUAGCUUUGAGAUGUAA